Tuber melanosporum (Perigord truffle) is the source of this 1218-nucleotide messenger RNA. RefSeq lists its product as uncharacterized. The transcript has 4 exons. The coding region runs from base 204 to 1082 and encodes 292 amino acids. The record is from RefSeq and is a predicted model, not a curated record. Gene Ontology annotation, biological process: protein dephosphorylation. Gene Ontology annotation, molecular function: protein tyrosine/serine/threonine phosphatase activity. NCBI's taxonomy places the organism in Eukaryota, Fungi, Ascomycota, Pezizomycetes, Pezizales, Tuberaceae. Gene Ontology annotation, cellular component: nucleus.
CCUUAAGGCCAUCCGAGUCUUGUCAUCCCGGUAUCUUCAGCCUUAUUUCACAGCCCACCUGACCAGCUGUCCUCGCUUGUUCUCUCCCCCCAACUACCUGCCGAUUCAUCGCUUUUUCCCUCUUAAACAAAUAACCCCCAUUAUACAAGUACAUGGUACUGCAGAUGGACAAAGUGGGGGGCGAAAAUCUUUAUAUUAGCGGAAUGUACGCCUUGCGUGGGCGUGAAGCUCUCAAGAAAGCGGGGAUUACCCAUGUUGUUUCCGUCUUGCGGUUGCCGUUGGAUAAAGAAUUAUUCGUUCAAUACCAGCACAAGAUCAUCGAAGUGGACGAUACCGAAGCUGAAAACAUGCUGGAGCACUUCGCAGAUAGUUACAAAUUCAUCUCCGAUGCAUUGAAAGGCGGGGGCGCUGUCCUCAUUCACUGUGCAAUGGGCAAGUCACGGUCAGCGACAGUACUCACGGCUUACUUAAUGGCAUCACGCUGCCUUGCGCCACAUCUUGCUCUUGGUAUCGUAAGGCGAGUUCGGCCUUUCGUCGAGCCUAAUUCGGGCUUUAUGCAACAACUGGAACUCUACUAUCAGAUGGAAUUUGCUGAAAAUGUUGAGGAUCACCCCAUCUACCAACGUUGGAUCUAUCUGCGGGAUGUAGAGAUGAGCAAUGCAGCCGGCCGUGCUCCGGAGAGAAUCCACUUCCGGGAUGCUGAGGCCGAUACCGGGAGAAUAACCAGAGUUAAGGAAGGUGAAACCCCCGAAGAGAAAGGUGAGGUGCAGCUAAGGUGCAAGAAGUGUCGGACCGUUCUAGCAUACUCUGCCUCCUUCACACCUCAUAUGCCUAAACCUGCGCAGCCACCUUACAGUGAGACACCCCUGCAGCCUUGCGCACACCAUUUCGUUGAGCCUCUUCUUUGGAUGAAAACGGAGCUUUCGAAGGGCGAAGUUUCCGGAAAGUUGGAGUGCCCAAAAUGCAACUCAAAGGUGGGGACAUACGCAUGGCAAGGCUUGAAGUGUUCUUGCGGGGACUGGGUCGUCCCCGGCAUCAGUAUAGCUAGAGGGAAGGUCGACGAGAUCAGCUUAAAGCUAUGAAUGGGCCAUUUAGGGGAAAAAUUAUUUUGAACUUUAACAUCCCCAAUGUUUUCCGAUUUUUCCUUUUGUCGAAGAUGACAACACAUUAGGGUAUAUAAGCGUUACCCCUUUGCUACGGAUAUAUGGCAGUUCUUGA